AUGGGUUGCGGCCAGAGCUCCGAGUCCAAGGAGGGCAAGCAGCGCAAUGAGGAGAUUGAGAACCAAUUGAAGAGAGACAAGAUGAACCUUCGAAACGAGAUCAAGAUGUUGUUGCUCGGAGCCGGAGAGAGUGGAAAGAGCACAAUCCUGAAACAGAUGAAGCUGAUCCACGAAGGCGGCUACUCGAGAGACGAGCGCGAGAGUUUCCGGGAAAUAAUCUUUUCCAACACCGUGCAAAGCAUGCGCGUCAUACUAGAAGCCAUGGAGAGCCUGGAGUUGCCAUUGGAUGACCAACGAGCCGAAUAUCACGUUCAAACCAUCUUCAUGCAGCCUGCGCAGAUUGAAGGCGACGUGCUUCCACCCGAGGUCGGCCAAGCCAUCAAAACGCUGUGGGCUGACGCAGGUGUCCAAGCCGCCUUCCAGCGAAGCAGGGAGUAUCAGCUCAACGACAGCGCGAAAUACUACUUCGAUUCGAUCGAUACCAUUGCCUCGCCCACCUACAUCCCAUCAGAUGCCGAUGUGCUCAGGUCGCGUGUCAAGACCACAGGUAUCACGGAGACGACUUUUAUCAUUGGCGACCUGACAUACCGUAUGUUCGAUGUCGGCGGCCAACGAUCAGAGCGAAAGAAGUGGAUACACUGUUUCGAGAAUGUCACCACCAUCCUCUUCUUGGUGGCGAUAUCCGAGUACGACCAGCUGCUCUUCGAAGAUGAAACAGUCAACAGAAUGCAGGAAGCGUUGACUUUGUUUGAUUCCAUUUGCAACAGCAGAUGGUUCACGAAAACGAGCAUCAUCCUGUUCCUCAACAAGAUCGACAGGUUCAAGGAGAAGCUGCCAGUCUCACCAAUGAAGAACUACUUCCCGGAUUACGAAGGUGGCCAAGAUUACGGAGCUGCGUGCGAUUACAUCCUGAACCGAUUCGUAUCACUCAACCAACAUCCUACGAAGCAAAUCUACACCCACUUUACCUGCGCCACGGACACGAUGCAAAUAAGAUUCGUCAUGGCCGCAGUAAACGACAUCAUCAUCCAAGAGAACCUACGCAUGUGCGGUCUGAUAUAA
This is a messenger RNA of Fulvia fulva, 1062 nucleotides long. Its product is annotated as Guanine nucleotide-binding protein subunit alpha. Gene Ontology annotation, cellular component: heterotrimeric G-protein complex. The transcript has 2 exons. The coding region runs from base 1 to 1062 and encodes 353 amino acids. Lineage: Eukaryota; Fungi; Ascomycota; Dothideomycetes; Mycosphaerellales; Mycosphaerellaceae. The record is from RefSeq and is a predicted model, not a curated record. Gene Ontology annotation, biological process: G protein-coupled receptor signaling pathway. Gene Ontology annotation, molecular function: G-protein beta/gamma-subunit complex binding; GTP binding; G protein-coupled receptor binding.